Molecule: messenger RNA, 961 nt
Organism: Pseudovirgaria hyperparasitica
Lineage: Eukaryota; Fungi; Ascomycota; Dothideomycetes; Acrospermales; Acrospermaceae
Product: NAD(P)-binding protein
Exons: 3
Coding region: 23-961 (312 amino acids)
Molecular function (GO): oxidoreductase activity, acting on the CH-OH group of donors, NAD or NADP as acceptor
Source: RefSeq, a predicted model, not a curated record
CCCAAAGCCUAAAUACAAAAAAAUGCGACCACCCACUCUCCCACGCAUCAAAUCCCCCAGAAUCCAAACCCACCACCACAACCACCUCCCCUCAAGCCGCACAAUCCACACCCACCACCAACCCACCACCACACACCCCCUCCUCCCACUAACCCAGCGAAACUGCAUCAUCACCGGCGGCGCCGGCGCACUCGGCCACGCAAUCGCCAAAUCCCUCGUCGCAGCAGGCGCAACCGUCUGGCUCGUCGGCCGCACGCGCGCCACGCUCCACGACGCCGCGCUCGACAUCCACCGUAGCACGCUUCCGCCAGACCAGGAGUUCGCUCCCGGUCCCAAUACCAGCAACAGCAACAGCAACAGCAACAAUCGCAUAAACAUCAUAGAAGGCGACAUCCUAGCCCAAGGAUUCUGGCAGCGCGUCUUCGAGGACAACGAGGCGCGUCUGGCGAAGAACGUGGACGUGCUCGUGAACGCGGCCGGGGUGGCGCAGAACGGGUUCCUGUUCAGCUCGGACGAGGCGGGGUUGCGGGGCGUGCUGGAUACGAAUCUGGCGGGGUCGAUGCUGGCGGCCAAAUACGUGGGGCGGUACGGGAUGAUACGGGAGAGGCAUGGGCGGGCGGGCAAGUGUAUUGUCAAUGUGGGCAGUUUGCUUGGGGAGCGUGGUGGGAAGGGGGCGGUGGCGUAUGCGGCGAGUAAAGCUGGGAUUCAUGGUCUGACACGAGCGCUCGCAGAAGAGCUCGCGGGAUGGAACAUCCGGGUCAAUGCUGUGCAACCGGGCUACAUUGAGUCGGACAUGACCAAAGGGCUUGAGAGACAAUCGCUGCUAGAGAAAAUCCCGGCAAAACGCUUCGGGCGACCCGACGAAGUUGCCGACGCAACCAUGUUCCUCAUAACGAAUAUGUAUGCCAACAAUUGCGUCAUCAACCUGGAUGGUGGUCUCAGCGCAACGGGUUUCCAAUGA